This is a messenger RNA of Dentiscutata heterogama, 210 nucleotides long. The record is from the annotation of a GenBank genome assembly. NCBI's taxonomy places the organism in Eukaryota, Fungi, Glomeromycota, Glomeromycetes, Diversisporales, Gigasporaceae.
UUCGAACUUCCAUUCAGUUUGUCAAGUCUUGUCCAAGAAAGUCAAGAUCCAGAAUCUCAAAAAAACUUGUUUGGUAAAUCAAUAUUUAUAACCGAAUGGGAAAUAAAAUUUAACCAAAUAAUAAAACAAUUACUAAAUAAAAAUGGAAGAAAAUUUGAAAUUAGAGAAAUUGAUGAAGAAGUAUUAGCUAAUAUUGAGAAAGGAUGUUGA